Molecule: messenger RNA, 8203 nt
Organism: Haplochromis burtoni (Burton's mouthbrooder)
Lineage: Eukaryota; Metazoa; Chordata; Actinopteri; Cichliformes; Cichlidae
Product: chloride channel protein 1
Exons: 24
Coding region: 87-3167 (1026 amino acids)
Biological process (GO): transmembrane transport; chloride transport
Cellular component (GO): membrane
Molecular function (GO): voltage-gated chloride channel activity
Source: RefSeq, a predicted model, not a curated record
CUGGCUGUGCGUCCACAGCAGUACUGGUAUUGCUGAGACAGACGGUGAGCGGGUAGGUUUAUUUUUGGGUCAGUGACAGUGUGUCAAUGGCUGCAGAUGCGUCGGAAAGGAAAGCUCUUAGAUACAAGCAAACCCUGCUCUAUGGGGAGUACCAAGAAAACCAAGGAGGCUCCGGCAGACGGGAGGCCACACGCCUGCUGACUGAGAGGCAGAUCAAGAAACAUGGGACCCACCACCGCAGCCACGCCAGGACACGGCACGGACACGGGCGCCGUGGCCAAAACGGAUACCACAGCCGCCAUCAAUACAGCUACUACAGCAGGCAACGGAACAGGCGUCAGUCCAAUAUGGAGACCGAUGCUGCUGAGGAGCAAACAGCUGAGCCCGACCUCGCGUCCUCUGUGAAGAAGAAGCGCUCCUACUCCAAGUGUAGAGACUGCAUAGCACGAGUGCAGCGAUUCCUUGUGACCAGGUUGGGAGAGGACUGGAUCUUCCUGGUUCUCCUGGGCAUCACAAUGGCACUGGUCAGCUGGACAAUGGACUACGCCAGUGCAAAGAGUCUACAAGCCUAUAAGUGGAUUCACGGGGAGCUGAGGGGGAACAUCCCCCUGCAGUACCUGGCCUGGGUAUCCUAUCCCCUGAUGUUUAUCCUCUUCUCCUCCCUCUUCUGUCACCUGGUUUCCCCUCAAGCUAUUGGUUCUGGUAUACCAGAGUUGAAGACCAUCCUGAGAGGUGUGGUACUAAAGGAGUAUUUGACUCUGAAGGCGUUCAUCGCCAAAGUCAUUGGUCUGACGGCUGCUCUGGGCAGCGGCAUGCCUGUAGGCAAAGAGGGCCCGUUUGUUCACAUUGCCAGCAUCUGUGCAGCAGUUCUCAGCAGGUUCAUGUCCUUUUUUUCAGGAGUUUAUCAGAAUCCAUACUGUUACACAGACAUCCUGACGGUCGGUUGUGCUGUCGGGGUGGGCUGCUGCUUCGGUACUCCGCUUGGAGGUGUGCUCUUCAGCAUAGAGGUAACAUCUACAUACUUUGCUGUAAGAAACUACUGGAGAGGAUACUUUGCUGCUACAUUUAGUGCCUUCAUAUUCAGAGUGUUAUCCGUGUUUAAUAAAGAUGCAGUAACCAUCACGGCUCUGUUCAGGACAAACUUUCGUAUGGAUUUCCCUUUUGAUCUGCAGGAGCUGCCAGCAUUUGCCAUCAUUGGCAUCUUCUGUGGGUUCCUCGGCGCGUUCUUCGUCUACCUCAACAGACAGGUGGUGCUGUUUAUGAGAAGACCCAAUGCCAUGACCCGCUUCCUGACUAAACACCGACUGCUUUUUCCCGCUGUGGUAACGCUGAUAAUCGCCACCUUGACCUUUCCACCUGGAUUUGGACAGUUCAUGGCAGGAGAGCUGAUGCCCAGAGAGUGCAUCAACUCUCUGUUUGACAACUUCACAUGGACAAAGAUUUCAGGGUCUCCUCCACCGGUCGGUCUGGGCCGCUCUGCUGCCUGGCUGCACCCUAAUGUCAGCGUCUUUGUCAUUCUGGUGCUCUUCUUCCUCAUGAAGUUUUGGAUGUCUGCUGUGGCCACCACCAUGCCCAUCCCAUCCGGAGCUUUCAUGCCGGUCUUCAUCCUAGGAGCUGCAUUUGGCAGGCUGGUAGGGGAGAUCAUGGCCACUCUGUUUCCUCAUGGGAUCGUGUUUGAUGGCAUCCUUUACCGCAUCAUCCCUGGAGGGUACGCAGUCAUCGGAGCAGCAGCGUUGACUGGGGCUGUGACUCACACAGUGUCCACAGCGGUUAUCUGCUUCGAGCUGACAGGUCAGAUCUCCCACAUCCUGCCCAUGAUGGUGGCAGUAAUCCUGGCCAACAUGGUGGCCCAGGGCCUGCAGCCCUCCCUCUACGACUCCAUCAUCCAAGUCAAGAAGCUCCCGUACCUGCCGGAGCUUGGCUUCGGACACAUGAGCCAAUACAACAUCUUUGUAGAGGACAUCAUGGUGAGGACGGUGAAGUUUAUGUCGUCUCAGUCCACAUACCGAGAAGUCAAACUCCUGCUGGACUCCACCUCGCUCAAAUCGAUCCCCCUGGUCGACUCAAAAGAUUCUAUGAUCUUAUUGGGCAGCAUUGACAGGGUGGAGCUUCUGGCUCUCUGUGAUUGGUGGUUGUCACCAGAAAGAAGGCUCCUGAUGCAGGGUCGCAGCCUACAGGAGCAGAACCAGUCUCAGAAGCACAGCUGGGAGUCCUUCGCCUUCGUAGAUGAGGAGGAGGAGGAGGAGGAGGAGGAGGAGGGAGAGAAGGGUAGUCCAGUCCAGGAGGAGAGGAACGGUCCCCUGCCUCCUCAGAAGCCCCAGGAGCCUUCCUCAAACCACACUGCUCCUGCUCCUGAAAAAGGUUCUCUGCAGUCUGUGAGGAAAACACUCAGGAAUAUCUUCACCUCUAAGAGCAGGCAGACAGAGGGCCAGUCUCAGGAGCCUUGUCCUCCUCCGCUGUCAGACACAAUGACACCAGAAGAGAUUAAAGCGUGGGAAGAGGAAGAGAUGGACAAGCCGAUGGAAAUCGAUGAGAUACGAGUGGACCCUUCCCCUUUUCAGCUGGUGGAGAGAACAUCGUUACACAAGACCCACACCUUAUUCUCACUGCUUGGCUUAAGUCAUGCUUAUGUGACCAGUACUGGCAAACUGGUGGGGGUGGUGGCACUAAAAGAGCUCCAAAAGGCCAUCGAGGGCUCCACACGCUCUGGUGUCCGGCUCCGCCCUCCUCUGGCCAGUUUUCGUGAUAUCAGCAACCACAACUCGGUCUCUAAACCUCCACCUCCAUCUCCCAACGCCCCUUCCUCUCCUCCCUCACCUGAAAUUGUUGCUCAGGCUCCCCCCCUCUCUCCCCCCUCCCCCUCUCAACACCACCACCAUCACAGCCAUGAGAAUGAAACAGAGGUGUUGAUCGAGGGUGUGCCGAGGGAGGUGGAGGAGAGCACCAGUAGCGCUUCGGGGAGCGGCAGCAGCACGGUGGCCUGCAGCUCGGCCAGCAGGAGCUGCAGCUGCAACAGCAACCUCACCCUCCCUCCUUCUUCUACUCCUCCCCCAGUCCCCUCUUUCUCCACUCCUCCUCCCUCUCCUCUUCUCUCCUCCAUCCGCCUCUCCACCCUACAGAGACUCUUUGAGGAAGAGGAAGACAGUGAUGAUGAGCCUAUGGUUUAGCUUACACAAGAGUGAUGCUUUUUUUUUUUAUAAUGGAAAACUUUUAUAAUAGUUUGAGUUUAUUUCUUCUGUUCUUAAUACAUUUCUCCGGUCUUUGCACUUCCAUUUACCUCUUUUUAUGUUACUGGUACAGCUUCCACACACUGGUUUCACAGACCAUCACCUGUUUGGUGCAAAAAACACCUUAAACUGCAAUAUUCAUCUAGUUCCUUUGUAUCAGGUGCGAUUAGAAAGUUCGUGGUCUCCGCCCACAAAAGAAAAAAACAAACACUGACUUAAAUAUGGCUGAUCUUUCCUACAAGAUCAGGUCACUGUGCACUUCUGAACCUCCAGUGUGCCUGUGCUCUGUCUGGAAAGCCCCCUGGAAGCUGUGGUACGACUGCACAUACACGUUUGUAAUUUCAAAAUGCAUGUGAAGAGCGCUCAUCCCCUUCUCUGUCACAAUGACCCAACUUUAAUAUAAGGAUCAUCACUGGUGAUAACGACCUGUUCAUUUUUAUACAGAGGUCUAUUUUUUCUUCAGUUUAAAUCAAAUGCUCCCUUUACCAGUAAAGCAUGGCUGAGGCUUCUCUUUGUCCCAGUCUGCACCAGCAUCCUGCAGUAACAUCCAGUUACAGCAGGCCUGUGGGGAUAGUUUGCUUCCCUUGUGAGACGAGCUUUAUGGUCACAAACACCCCCUAGUUGUUCUUGUGGGGACCUGGAUUUUGGUUCCCACAAGUAUUGUAAACUUCCCACAAAGAUAUGAAUACAUGCUCACUCACACAUGCACAGACCUCUCCAAGUGAAAAAAAGUUAAAUGUAAGAUGCUUAUUAUUUUAAAGAAUAACUCUGGUUAAUAAUCGAGAAUAUAACAUUGACCAAAAUGACUGUGAUUGUAAUUUUUGCUGUAAUAAAACAGGAGCUCCACACGGCGAUCUAAAAACAAGCAAACGGUGGAUGUGUGUCCAGAGAUGUAAAGUGAGGCGACACUGAAGCUGAAAUCAACCAAAUUAAAGUCGCGUAUGUUGUUUUCUUUUUGUGGGCGGAUUCGUUGAGCGCUCUGAUUGCCACGCGUAAGCUCUGAAGCUCUGUAUGUCUGUAACGUUUGCGCGUUUUGUUUUACUUUCUGCUCAUUUUCCUUCUCUUGUUGUUUCACACUUUGAUUUUCAUGGGUUAAAUUGUAGAUGCUGCCAAAUCCACAAAGUCAGGUAUCUAACUGUGAUAUGCUCUUUUUGAAUAUUUGAUAAUGACGGUUUUAGCACUCUUAAGCUUAUUUCUGAGAUCCAGUAAUAUCACUGGUUAAGGUCAAAUAACCCACCUGUUCAGCUGCUAGAGAUGUUGAAUGGCCCUGUGAUGAACUGGUAACUGUCCAUAGGCUCCAGCCCUUCCACUAACCUAAACUGGAGAAGCGGUUAAUAAAAUGGAUGGAUGGACAUUACUGAGGAGUAGAUUGAUAAAACACUGCUACCAUUUCUACUGUCUGAAUUCAGACUGCGAUUGAUUAACUGUGCCUCUGUCACAGCUGUUUCCAACACCACACACUUUACUGUAUGUUCUGUGGGGUUAUUUUGACUGUAACGCUCGCUGCUCAGCUGAAUCCGAAUAAUCAAUCAAAAGCUUUGCUUCCCAAACAAGAGGUGAACCCGGUGAACUGCCGCACAGUUGUCCUGUGUUAGCCAAUCGCUUAAGUCUUAAAAAAGGUAGGAUUUUAUCAGAUGAGAGCAGAGGGUAUUGAUUUAUUGUAACUGGCAACGAACCGUGUGGGUAGCAGAAAACUAAUGGAGCUGCUCAGUCCACUGUGGAAGAUUGGCCAAAGCCCCACAACGACCUCCAAAUUGUGUGGCGACCUUGUGGAUGCAGCCUCGGAGCUCAUCUCAUCACAGUUAAGUUGAUAGAUGGUGCGGCUGGAGGCGGCUGACGACAGCAAAACCUCGCCGUGCAGAUCCUCAAGAUUCUCCUUUUCUCCUCAAAAAGGAAGCCUUGCAGAUUUAACCCUAAUCACUUUAAUAAUUCUAAAUGGGAUUAUCAGAAAAAUCUACUGAAGCUGUUCAUUCUAACGUGAUGAUAGCCAAGGUUCUCUGACAGGGAAGGAGACAUGUACAGAUGUGUUGCCAGAGAAACGUUUCCCAGUUAAUGCUGUUAAAGAUGCUAAAAAUAGCUUCUUUUUUAAAGCUGUUGUGAUGGUUAUUAUAAGAAGCAAAGCUGCUCAUGUAACAUUUUCAAAGAAUAAAAGUCAAGAAAUUUAAUGACUAUUUAACCUUAAUGUCUUCCUGAGCUUUUGCCUUCUAGGCAGCUGCCUCUGUAGAUGGUUCAGGUGUCUGGUUCAUAUAUAAGCUUCAGUUAAUCACAUACAACUGAAAACAGGCCUGGCUUCCUCUAUUUUACUAUUUAUCAGAAUUAUUCCUCAGAUUAACCUUCAGGGUUGCUUAAUACAAGCAGCAUCUGGUACCUCCACGUCAGAAAUGCGAUGCUUCAACUGUUUUGUGGUUUCAACACAACAGCAGGAACAAAAACCAAACGCUUUGCAAAAACAGGCUUUGAGCUGUGAAGUUUGGAGUUGGGUGAAAAUCACAAUCUCAGUGUCCGUGGUCUGUCAGCAUCAGUGUAUUAAAAAAUAAAGAAGAAUCAGGCAGUAUGUAUCAGUGGGCUUCCACCAGGUCUGCUGGAGGGAUAACACAGCACUGUCCUCCCACAGUACCACAUACUGUGUGUCACAGUCAUGCUCACCUCUCAAACAGACUGCAGACACUCUGCUGCUGCUGCAAGAGAAGAAAAGGGGAUGACUUAGAGUGAAGAGGAAAAGAGUUAGAUGACAACACUCGUCUGGUGGUUAUAUCUGUCUUAUUUUUACAGUUGGUAAAACAUCUCGAUGCUUCAGGUCAAGAGAGGAGAGGGUGGGGAUGUUUGAUGGGGUAAGAGGUGUGACGUGAUAGUCAAAUGGUUUGGCUUCGUGUGGAGUUUUUGAACAUGAUCUUUGGUUAUUUUUUUGACAGCACUAUUGUCUGUUGACUAAGCCUAAGUGGAAAUGUGGACCCUCAGGUAUAUAGCAGGGGAUAUCCAAGCUAAGAUUUUAUGAAUACAUUACUUUAGUAUAGUUUAUUUUUAAACAAAUGACUAAAAAGCUAAAAGAAAAACCCAAAUCUAACUCGAACAUGAUUGCUAGAAGCACUCGACUACAUGCGUCUGUUACCUACAGAUUCAUCUGCAGAUAUCUUUAUCUGUUUGUUGAGAUUGUUUGCUAAUGUCAAACACAGCACAUAAUGGGACUUCAUAACCAAACAUGUAAAAUAAAUGGUCUCUAAAUGACCAGAUUUUCUCCCCGUCAUGAACAAAGGGUGGGAACCUCAGCCAUUGCAUCCAUGCACCGUUUCUCCAUUUCUCCUUCAUCUCUCUCUUAUACGGUCUUCUUAUUAACUCCUGGUAUCAGUUUCUCAGGUGUUCCCUUAAAAGUCUUUAAACCUUCAGAUUUGACAAAACAUUUCUUUAUGUCUGUUUCUUGGGUGUGGAGGGACAUCGGUGCAGGUCUCAGUGUUUAUUUGUGGUUGUGGUUAAUGUAGUAUUUAUUUAUUUCUGUUUUAGUCAUUAUCUUCAACUUUAUAAACUGUGAACAACUUAGCUAAAUAAAGUUUUAUUUGAAUGCUUUACUGUGUUUGAAUUUGGUUUAUUUAUCCAGGUCAGGCUUGUUGUAAAGGCAACAAACCCGACAUGUUGCUAAGAAAGGUCUGAAGGCAAAAGUGGGGCCACCUUGGUUCUAGCAAGGUGUACUUAAUAAAGUGGCCAGCUAGCAGUUGUAGCUUAUCUAAAGCAUCGAUAGAUUGGCAGACAGGCUGUGGUGCUAGUAAUUACAGGAUCCAGUGUAGUGAAGUGACUGCCGUCUGUUUCAUCAUUGUUUUAUUUCCAUGUCUGCAUAAAAUGAAAUCCUUUCUGUGAAUUACUUUUUGUGAUGGAGAUGUUUUUAAGUGUCUUAUUAUCAUUAAAAAGUUGAAAUGACAGGUAAAAUUACGCUACGACAGGAUCUUUACGACCUUGUCUGUCACCAUGACAGACGAGAAAGUCGAAUGCGACCUCUGCCCGGCACCAUCGCUGCUUGCAGCUAAAUUAUUAAACUUUACUUUAUUCUGACAAGAUGACAGGAUUUUAUUUUUUCUACUUUAAUUGCUUUUUAUCUCGUGUUAUUUGCAAAGAGUAAGUGUCACUUUGAUACGUGACUUUGAAAGAAUUUUUUAGGCUUUCAAUUAGUCUUCUUUGGAAGAUGCCUGACUCAUUUUAGAAGAAACCUUUUCUGGGUGGCGUGGACUGUGCAGAAAUUAUUUUGAAAGACCGAGUAAUUAUUCAGCACGACGGACACCUCGUGCAGUUAAAUCUGACAAAAACUCUAUAUUAGGUUUCAAGCUUUAAUAACCUUGUGGCCCUCGUUUCUUUGUCAGUCAGGUGACACCCUUUCGAGCGUGCAACCAUUUGGGCGUUUUGGGCGCUAGAACGAUUUACAGGAUGAGAUCUCAAAGAGGACAAACAGAGGACAGAUGAUUAUCAGAGCAAUUAGGGGCAUUAGGGUCUUAAUCACAGGAGGGUAAGACUGAAUCGUUCUCAGUAGCUCUGUCUCAAAGAGACGAUGUGAAAAAAUAACGCAUAAUUACAUUGAUUUGCAUUGAUUUUAUCAGUGGCAGCUGGUCCAUGGAGGCAGAGGAGGUUGUUCCUCUUUGGGGGGUUUUGAAAUAAAGAUGAGGUCAAUGCAAGAGGGGAAAAGGAUUGAAAUAAAUCCUUCCCAAAACUCAGCAUCAUUUAUAAAAUACAUUUUGUCUCUUUCAUGCUGACCCGCCCCAACAACCAUUCGCACUCACAUCACAUCCACACCUAUAAGCAAUAUAAAUUAAUAAUUUAAUCUAAUCCCCACUAACUAAAUGUCCUUGGACUGUGGGAGGAAGCCAGAGGAAACAUGCAAACCCCACACACAAACACCCCGGCUGUGGGGGAAUCAAACUCUGGACCCUCACGCUGUGAAGCAACUGUGCUAACCACCGUGCUGACCAAUGUUUCUCAGGUAAUGUCUUGAUGCA